Molecule: messenger RNA, 372 nt
Organism: Pedinophyceae sp. YPF-701
Lineage: Eukaryota; Viridiplantae; Chlorophyta; Pedinophyceae
Source: the annotation of a GenBank genome assembly
AUGCAGCACCAAACGUCGAUCAACCCGACGCCCGGCCACCAGGCGCCGUCGCCGACCGCCCGCGCGGGCCUCGCGCGUAGCCAGACGACCCCUGCACCUAUCAAACAAGACAACACCGUGUACAUUAGCAACCUCGAGUACUACUGCACCACCGAGCUCAUCUCGCAAUUCCUCGAGGAGUGCGCGGGCGAUGAUUCCGUGAACCAGGUCCAGCUGAUCACCCGAGGCGGGAGUGCGCGCUCAGGAAGCGCCGGACUCGCGCUUGCGGAGAUGAAGGACCCGGACACCGCCCGUCGCGUCAUUCAGGAGCUCAACGGACAGUCGUUCAUGGGCCGCGAGGUCAAGCUGAGCACCGACAAGUUCAUGGGCUGA